AUGUUCUAUUUAAGGAUUGGUUUUGCUCGUUCAAUAUACGAUCGUCUUCGUGAUGAAUAUAAAGAAGCAACAUCAAUAACACAAACAAAUUUACCAGUCAAAGUUCUUGAAUAUUGUAGGGGUUUAUUUACUGAUGAACUUUAUCAACAAUUAAUGUCUGUAACAAAUCAAAUAGAACGAAAAUUAACAAAAAGUGAUUUUGAUUCAACAUUACCAACACCAUUAUCAAGUACAAGUCCAGCACUUGAAUUUGUUAAAUCUGUUUGUUGUCUUCUAUUUCUUUUACAUGAUAUGCAUGAUGAUGUUAUGAAUCUUCGAAGAGAUUUACUUAAAUUACUUAAACUUAGCGAAUAUUCUGAAAUGACAACAACAAAUCUUUCAUCUCUAACAUCAUUUGUUGUACCACAACUUGUUUGUUCAAAUUGUAAUCAUUAUCGUGAUAUUGAUUUAUAUCGUGAAAUAAAUUCAACAAUUGAUAAAGAUUCUGAUGAUGAACAAUAUCGACAAUAUCAAUAUAUAUGUAAUCAAUGUCAUACAGCUUAUGAUCAAACAGUUAUUGAACAAUAUUUAUUAAAUCAUUUACAAAGACUUGUAUUAGAAAAUGUUCUUCAAGAUGCUAUUUGUAAUAAAUGUCAUUUUGUUCGAAAUGUUUAUUAUAAAAUAUAUUGUGAUUGUGGAGAAUUAUAUCAAAAUUUACAUACAACAAGACUUUUAAAUGAUACAUGUAUUAUAUUAGCACAAAUAGCAUCAAAACAUCAAAUGACAGCUCUUCAACAACAAAUACAAUUUCUUAAUCGACUUAAUCAUUGGAAUGAGUGA
Rotaria sp. Silwood2 is the source of this 819-nucleotide messenger RNA. The record is from the annotation of a GenBank genome assembly. Lineage: Eukaryota; Metazoa; Rotifera; Eurotatoria; Philodinida; Philodinidae.